This is a messenger RNA of Physella acuta, 958 nucleotides long. Its product is annotated as trafficking protein particle complex subunit 5. Gene Ontology annotation, cellular component: TRAPPI protein complex; TRAPPII protein complex; TRAPPIII protein complex. NCBI's taxonomy places the organism in Eukaryota, Metazoa, Mollusca, Gastropoda, Physidae. The record is from RefSeq and is a predicted model, not a curated record. Gene Ontology annotation, biological process: endoplasmic reticulum to Golgi vesicle-mediated transport.
CUUAAAUGGCACACAAUAGAUAGUUUUUUGGAAUAUCAAAAUGUCUUCUCUGGGUAAACAAAAAUCAUCAAAUCUAGAAAAGUCACUUGGAAAGGGGAAACCUGAGGUAAAUAUAGCAACUUUUGCCUUGCUUUUCUCUGAAAUUGUGCAAUAUUGUCAAAAUCGAGUACACACAGUACCUGAAUUGCAAAACAAAUUAUCUGAACUUGGUCAACAUGUUGGAUCUCACAUGCUGGAUGUCUUGUUCCUCAGAGAGAAGGGAUACAAAAGAGAGAUUAAAUUACUAAGCAUGCUGAUUUUCAUAAAGUCUACUUUCUGGAAGAUUGUCUUUGGUAAAGAAGCAGAUAAACUUGAGCAGGCAAAUGAUGAUGAUAGAACUUAUUACAUCAUUGAAAAAGAGCCCCUUGUAAAUAAAUUUAUCUCUGUUCCUAAAGACAAAGGAAGCUUAAAUUGUGCAGCAUUCACAGCUGGUAUCUUGGAAUCUGUUCUUAAUGGUUCUAACUUUCCUGCUAAAGUAACUGUCCACUGGCACAAGGGGACAACAUUCAUGAUCAAGUUUGAUGAGUCAGUCAUCUCAAGGGAUAAAACUGUUGACAGUCGAUGAGUGCUUGGCAUUUUUUCUUCACUUUAUGAAUGUUGUUUUGUUUACAUUAUCAUUAUGUAUGUAUGUGCAAUGAAUUACAUUUUUUUGUUGAAUCAACAUGUGUUUAAAAAAAAUUCAGUUAUUGUGAUGAUAAAAGCAUUCAUCGAUAUGAUUAAGUGACAUGAUUUGAAGGUCUCAUUGUUUCCCUUGUUUGAAAAGACAUUUUGUUAACUAUCAAAUUAUUUGUUUAAUAUAAACUCAUGUAGGUUGGUGUGUGAGUUUGAACAAUAUACAUUUUAUUGUAUUAUUUAUUGUAAAAUUAUGUGUGAAAUCACAUUUCGUUUGUUAUUAAAUACUCACAAAUUUCACAAACAG